AUGGAUUCAUUAAAAUAUAUUUUACACGACUAUUGGGUCGAAGAGACGGACCCCCAGAUCGCUGACUACCCGCUAAUGAGUGGCGGACCCGAAAUAUUAAUGACAAUUAUGUUGUUAUGGCUAUUAUUUGUCACAAAAUUGGGACCAAAUCUCAUGAAACACAGAAAUCCGUUUGUUUUGCGCGAAAUAAUAAUGAUUUAUAACUUUAUAUUAGUUGUAAUCAACGCAUACUUUGUUUACGCGUCGAUCAAGUGGUUAGACUACGGACGCAAAUCAUGGCUAACUAGACUACCGGCCCGUAACCAGUGGUCGGACAAAGCGAUCGAUGAAUUACCAGAGAAAGCGUUCUACGCCUACACUAAACUCUUUGAUUUAUUCGAUACCGUAUUCUUUGUGUUGCGAAAAAAGUCAAACCAAGUCUCGUUUCUUCACGUUUACCAUCAUUUUAUGGUUCCUAUAUUGGGAUAUAUUGGAGCAAAACUGUGUCCACAAUCUGUGGCCGUAGAAGUGUUUUGUUUGCUUAACUCUAUUGUACACACAGUUAUGUAUAGCUAUUACCUGUUGUCGGCAUUUGGACCCCAAAUACAGCCCUAUUUANGAAGUGUUUUGUUUGCUUAA
This is a messenger RNA of Medioppia subpectinata, 618 nucleotides long. The record is from the annotation of a GenBank genome assembly. NCBI's taxonomy places the organism in Eukaryota, Metazoa, Arthropoda, Arachnida, Sarcoptiformes, Oppiidae.